GAACUCAAUCAUUGUUUGUCGCGAUUUUCGGCUUGCUGUGCAUUGCCUAAUAUAUUUAUAUAGACACGCUCCGCAGCAAUUCGUCGAAGUCGAAAUGGAUACUUGGACUUGGUCGCUACUCGUCGCAAGUUUAGGCUUGCUGUACUACUAUUUCAAGAAAAAGCUUAACUACUUUGAAGAAUUGGGAAUACCAUACGUACCGGGAUGGCCUCUGUUCGGAAACAUGGCAAGUGUCUUUUUCCGCAAAAGUCACCUAAACGAUACAGUGAAGCACAUCUAUAACGCACAUCCAGAGGCAAAGUACGUUGGCUUUUUCGAUUUUGGAUCGAGACCGGUGAUAAUGCUGCGAGAUUUGGAUCUCAUAAAAUCUGUCGCCAUAACGAACGCUGAUAAGUUUCCGGAUCAUUUACCCUUCGUUCACGGAUCCAUAGAUCCGCUAUUCGGAACUGAUCUCUUCAAUACUCUAGGAGACCAAUGGCGAGAAUUGAGAAGUCUACUCACUCCAGCAUUGACGCCAAGUAAGCUGAAGGGGAUGUUUCCCUCAAUGAUCGAGUGCGCUCAAAAUUUGGUUAGCUAUAUCGAAGACUUGCCACCUAAUUCUAGAAAAUUAAUCAACACGAAAGAGUUGUUCACCAAAUCUACCAACGACAUCAUAACCACUUGUGCCUAUGGAAUAAGUGUCGAUUCUCUCAAGGAUCCCAAUAACGCGUUUUACGUUUUCGGUAAUAAAGCAGCUAAUCUGGACGGGCACGUAGGUCUCAAAAUUUUUAUCAUGCGAUCUCUCUCAACAGCAUCGAGACUUUUGAGACUUAAGUUUGUGAGCGACGAGAAUUGCAAGCGCUUCACGGAUCUCAUAAGAACCGCAGUGAAAACUAGAGACGACAAUGGCAUCAGCCGACCAGAUAUGCUUCAACUCAUGAUGGACGCACGUAAGGACACGAAGACAGUAGAUCUCGAUCCAUCACUAAUGGCAGCCCAGGCAUUUUCUUUCUUCUUGAGUAAUUUCGACUCGUCCGCGACACACAUGUGCCUGAUGGCUCACGAACUGGCCAUAAACCCGGACAUCCAGGAUAAGCUGCAGAACGAAAUAGACGACGUCUUGAAGGAAACGCAAGGAAAUCUAACCUACGAGGUAAUCAAUGGCAUGCAGUAUUUCGACGCUGUUUUCAACGAGACCCUUCGAAAACAUGCUCAAGGCACGGGAGCCAUCGAUCGAGUUUGCAAAGCGAGUUUUGAAUUUCCUCCGGCAUUGUCAGGCGGUAAACCCGUUACAUUGAAACCUGGUGCCAAUGUAUGGAUUCCGUCGGUGGCGAUACACGCCGAUCCGCAGUAUUACGAAGAGCCUGAUAGAUUCGAUCCUGACAGGUAUUACAAGAAAAAAGUUAAUGCCAAGAAUGCGCCCAAUCUCGGUUUUGGAAUAGGACCACGAGGAUGCUUGGGGGUGCGGUUUGCUGUAAUCGAAGUGAAAAUUUUAUUCUUCUAUCUGCUAUCGAAGUUUACCCUGAAACGAACUGAGAAAACUUGUUCACCAUUGGUAUACGAUAAGAGGAAUUUGUUCUUGGUGGCAGAAGGAGGAUAUUUCUUGGACAUCGAGCCUCGAAAUUGAGUUACAACCACGAUAACGAGUCACAUAGUAGUCAAAAUGAUGUAUAUUUUUAUGAAGUGUAUUGAAUAAAUUUUUAUAUUUAAAUGUU
This is a messenger RNA of Nasonia vitripennis (jewel wasp), 1694 nucleotides long. RefSeq names its product cytochrome P450 9AG7 (gene CYP9AG7). The transcript has a single exon. The record is from RefSeq and is marked validated. Lineage: Eukaryota; Metazoa; Arthropoda; Insecta; Hymenoptera; Pteromalidae. Gene Ontology annotation, molecular function: monooxygenase activity; oxidoreductase activity, acting on paired donors, with incorporation or reduction of molecular oxygen; heme binding. Bases 95 to 1606 code for a protein of 503 amino acids.